CCGUCCCUCCUGGAACUUCCGCUUUCUGUCUGCACUACGGAAGUCGCCCUUGUUGCGGGCCACGACAGCAUGGCGGGCGUAGAUUUGCGGGCGGCUUUGGAGCAGCAGCUCGGGGCUCUGGCCAUCCGCACCGAGGUCGUGGAACACCCCGAGGUGAGGCGCUACCGCCGGGGUAGCUCGGCCGAAGUGUUUACAGUUGAAGAAAUGAUGCCUCACGUUCAACAUUUGAAAGGAGCACACAGUAAGAACUUAUUUCUUAAAGAUAAGAAGAAAAAAGGCUAUUGGCUGGUUACAGUUCUUCAUGAUAGACAAAUUAAUUUAAAUGACCUUGCCAAGAAAUUAGGUCUUGGGAGUGGAAAUCUACGGUUUGCUGAUGAAACAGCCAUGUUAGAAAAACUCAGAGUUCGCCAAGGCUGUGCCACACCCAUGGCACUCUUCUGUGAUGAUGGAGAUGUGAAAUUUGUUCUGGAUUCUGCUUUUUUGGAAGGUGGACAUGAAAAAGUGUACUUUCAUCCAAUGACUAAUGCUGCAACCAUGGGCUUGAGCCCUGAAGAUUUUCUUACAUUUGUGAAGAAGACAGGACAUGAUCCCAUAAUACUUAAUUUUGAUAAAAUCUAAUUUGGCUGUCUUUUACAAUAAAUUUCUGAAAGCCAAUUUUCCUAUUUGUACUUUACAGCUAACAUUAAAAAUGAUAAUAAUAUUUA
Molecule: messenger RNA, 704 nt
Organism: Erinaceus europaeus (western European hedgehog)
Lineage: Eukaryota; Metazoa; Chordata; Mammalia; Eulipotyphla; Erinaceidae
Product: prolyl-tRNA synthetase associated domain-containing protein 1
Exons: 2
Coding region: 70-618 (182 amino acids)
Molecular function (GO): aminoacyl-tRNA deacylase activity
Source: RefSeq, a predicted model, not a curated record